Penicillium verhagenii is the source of this 1269-nucleotide messenger RNA. RefSeq names its product putative extracellular exo-polygalacturonase. Gene Ontology annotation, molecular function: polygalacturonase activity. NCBI's taxonomy places the organism in Eukaryota, Fungi, Ascomycota, Eurotiomycetes, Eurotiales, Aspergillaceae. The transcript is spliced from 3 exons. Bases 1 to 1269 code for a protein of 422 amino acids. The record is from RefSeq and is a predicted model, not a curated record. Gene Ontology annotation, biological process: carbohydrate metabolic process.
AUGCAUCUGUCGACAAUAUCUUCGGUGCUGACCAUUGGGCUAGCCUUUAUUACUCCUGUGUAUGCCAUUCCCACCUCUGGGAAUAUCUGUACGGUCAAGGCACGAGGAAAUCGAAAGGAUGAUGUGCCAAAUAUUCUCGAGGCAUUCAAAAAGUGCAACAACGGAGGUACUGUUGUUUUCCCGGAGGAUCAAUCUUACUGGAUUGCGACGCGCCUGAACCCAGUGCUUAACGAUGUGACAAUCGAAUGGCGAGGGAAAUGGACGUUUUCUGAUGACCUGAGCUAUUGGCGCAACAAUUCCUACCCGAUUGCAUUCCAGAAUCAUCACGCCGGAUUUGUUAUUUCGGGGGAAAGGAUCAGUAUUGAUGGCUAUGCAACAGGCGGCAUUGAUGGAAAUGGAAACGUAUGGUACAAUGCAGAGGAGACUGUAACACAGCCAGGUCGACCAAUGCCAUUUGUCUUCUGGAAUGUGUCGGAUGUCAACGUGGAGAAUUUCUACGUCAAAGAUCCGCCACUAUGGAGUUUAAACAUUAUGAAUGGCACGAAUAUGCGAUUCAACAAUAUCCUGUGUAAUGCCACUGCAGUCAAUGCACCAUAUGGAGUCAAUUGGGUACAGAAUACCGAUGGUUUUGACACAAUGGACGUGGACAAUGUUCAACUAACGAACUUGGUAUACCAAGGCGGUGAUGACUGUAUCGCGAUCAAGCCACGAUCCUAUAAUGUCGACAUUCGAAAUGUGACUUGCCAUGGAGGAAAUGGCGUUGCAAUCGGAAGCCUGGGCCAGUAUCUGGAGGACUCCGGUGUGGCCAAUAUUCUGGUCGAUAAUGUGAAAAUCAUACGGCGCAAUAACGACAUGGAGAAUGGUGCAUAUAUCAAGACGUGGAUGGGUGGCCUAGUGCCACAGAGUUCCUAUGAGAGUGCAGGUCUUCCCCGUGGAGGAGGGUGGGGAAGCAUUCGCAAUGUCCUCUUCUCCAAUUUCGAUAUAGAUGGUGCUAGCUCUGGAAUUGCCAUCACUCAAGACAGUGGGGAUAACGGUUCGUAUGUGGGAACGAGCAAGAUGAGUAUUUCCAACGUUGCAUUUGUGAACUUUACAGGCAUUAUCGACAAGGACUCGACGAAGGUUGCAUCUGUAUCCUGCUCCAACGUCUACCCAUGCUAUAACAUCGACUUUGACAAUGUUGUGUUAUUCCCGGAGAAUUCCACAACGGCUGGCAUAGGAUCUUGUUCCUAUACAGCCGAAGAUGGGGUCCAUGGACUCUCGGGAUGCUAA